AUGGGGGCCAAAAUUGCCAAUCAGAUCCUUGCUGCCGUCUUAACUGUGUAUGUCGCGUUCUCGAACAAGAGGAUGUCCUCCGUUCCCCAGGCCAUUGAGAGGCCUUAUCAGAGUAAUGCCAUGCCUGCAUCCCUCGCGUGCGAAAGUUGGCAGCAUCCCGGCUCGUUCUGGCAGACUUCGUGCAGAUCGGUGGGGCUCGUCAUCGGUCGAGAAACGCCCAAGACCUCCAUCGUCGUAUCUGUGAGCACCGCACCCUCUUCAGAGACAGACCUGGAGCCAACGACGUGGUCACUGGUGAGAACAGAGGAUGAAGCUAUUGUCUCCGAGGCAUAUGCACCCGGCAUCUCAAACCCGGAGGCUGCACUUGGAAGCCAGAAUACCGGAUUCACUUCGAGAAUAGCAUGUCGCUUCUGCUUCAUCGAUCCGUCCCGGUCACCUGGCAUCAUCCGGAGUCUCGUGGGGCACUUCUAUUCGCGACCCACGCGGGUUGGUGCCUCCUUCAGCCGUUGCGUGGCACGGGAAGGGGGCGUAUGGAUACUAGACUGGACAACCUUGAAAUGGGACGGCGACGGCGAGGACGAAACGACACUGAAAAGUCUGGCACCAUUUGUAUCAGCUGGUGAUGAAUUGCGUCAUGACUUGUACAAGUCAUUCGAGUCGCCUCGGACGCGGGACCAGGCCGGUGCAGUCGAAAUUGAUCCCGUGAGCCUUCUGACAGGAUCUUUGGGAUACCCCCGCAAACAACCGUGCCCUCCGAGUUAA
This is a messenger RNA of Colletotrichum lupini, 762 nucleotides long. RefSeq lists its product as uncharacterized. Bases 1 to 762 code for a protein of 253 amino acids. The record is from RefSeq and is a predicted model, not a curated record. NCBI's taxonomy places the organism in Eukaryota, Fungi, Ascomycota, Sordariomycetes, Glomerellales, Glomerellaceae. The transcript is spliced from 7 exons.